AGAUCUGGUGGUUUCAAACAAUGGCGGACAAGGAAGAACAAGAGACGAUGACCUCGUACAAGCUGUUUCUGAGAGUUAUAAGCAAGAGAAGAACAUGGGCCUGUCUGUUUCUUGUGGUCUACGCGAUCCUCUUGUCUUCUUCGUGGAAUUCGCUGAAUUCGAUAGUGAAUUGGUACGGUGAUAACCACCAGACGUCAUCUGGUUUGCCUGCGCUUUACGCCUCGGUUCUUUUAGGUGCUGUGUUCGGAGUUCUCUCGAUGGCGGCG
Molecule: messenger RNA, 266 nt
Organism: Camelina sativa (false flax)
Lineage: Eukaryota; Viridiplantae; Streptophyta; Magnoliopsida; Brassicales; Brassicaceae
Source: RefSeq, a predicted model, not a curated record